UGUCACUGAGUCUUUUAUUAGUUUUUACAGGUUCAGGUUCAGGUUCAGGUUUACAGGUGUUAGAAUCUGAUGUUUCCAGAUUCUCUCUGUCUCUGCGCAGCUCCGCGGACUGUUUGACCCUCUGCGGCCUCCGUAGCGCAGCAGGAAGUAGUUUGAGAGUUUUUGGCGGCAGCAGCUUGUUGACAACAUGGCGGACAGAGAAGAGGAGGAGGACGCUCUUCAUCCUCACCUGCUGACAGACCCUCUCCUCGCGGACAUGGACUCCCUGCAGCUGUUCCUGGAUCAGUUCCAGUUCCGCAGCGAAGCGGAGACCACGUGGUUAAAGGAGAUCUUCACCUUCAUCACUCAGCAGGUGUGUCCGGUGCUCACAGGCCCCGCCCCUCCUGCUGCUGACGAGUUACUGACAGGUGUGCGGCCUGAUGUGUGUGUGUCUCUGAGUGUGUGUGUGGUGAAGAUGCUGCAGGACAACAUGGCUGCCACACACACCUUACCUGUCAGCUACAGACUCGUGUCCGUCUCUGAGCUGGUCUCCUGGCAGCACCUGGCCUGCGUCAGUCACCUGUCCUGGAGCACCAAUCAGCAGCGAGCGUGGGCGAGGGAGGUGGAGCUCUCUCUGCCGGGUCACAAGGCUCUUCCCCGCGUCAGCCUGCUGUUGAUUGGCUGCCUGAGAGAGGGGCGGGGCGGAGAGUGGAGGCUGACGGACGCCAGCGGGAGCGUCAGGUGUGAGUGCCUGUCUCCGUCUCCUCAGUGGCUGGAUCGUCCUGUCUUCCUCCCUCACUGGAACUACAUCCCCCAUGAUGCCUCGGGGCGGGACGAGGACGGAGGCUGGGUGGAGCUGAUUGGUCCUCCUGUGCUGCUGGGUCCUGGUCCUGAACAGGGAUUGGCUGCUGGAGGAGGGGUGGGGCUUAGCAGAGCGGUGGGAGUCAGAGAGGCUGCAGGUGUACUGCACAACAGGGUCAGAGGUCAGCGGGUGUCGGUGUGGGGUCAGGUGACGGCGCUCUGCCCCCUGCUGGUCGUCGCAGGAACGUCGUUCUUCUGCUUCUCGCUGACGGAGCAGCGUCAGACUCUACCUGUGCUGGUGAAGGACAGGCUGUGGUGGCGUCAGUGUGUGUGUGUCGGUCAGAGUGUGUGUGUGACGGCGCUGCGUGUGUGCGUCCUGCGAGGGUGGAGAGGAAACAACAUCCUGUGUGCGACCGACCGCUCUGAAAUACACACCGACUACACACCAACACACACACCUGAGGACCAGCUGGACACGCCCCCAUCAAUGAUGUCACACACUGAGGAGGAGGAGCCGGACAGAGACGUUGUCCAAUCAGGUGUCAGGAUGAAACAGUCCAGAGUCAUCAGUUACCAGGGCACGGUGACGGAGGUGGUGAGCGAGGGGGCGGGGCUGUACGUGAUCGACGGGCAGGUGGGUCUGUGCCUGGCCUAUCAGCCGAGUCUGAGGAGGAAGCUGAGAGCAGGAGACCGCAUCCAGCUCCAUCACGUCCACUUCCUGUACCGACCCUGUCCCGACUUUCCUCCCAGCAUGCUCUGCACCUGUCUGCGCUCCAGCCUCAGGGUCACCUGCUUCAGCAGGGUGGGGGGAGGGGGAGGGGGAGGCUCCACCUGUCCCGGCGACGGAGCGUUACCAUGGUUACUGCUGGAGAAAAACAUGGGCGUGGCCGAGUACCUGUGGACGUGUCACCUGAGCUCACAGCUCUCUCGCAGUCUGGUUACCAGGCAACAGUGUGUCUGCAUCCUGUCCUGGAGGCUGAUGGAGUUUCUAUGGAGACGAGGAGGAGGAGGAGGAGGGAGGAGAGACAUCUACUCUGAGAUGCUGGACGAGCCGCACACCUGUCCUCUGACUCAGUACAGCGUGGAUCCGGCCGUUCAUCAGUACGUCAGCGUCUCUGAGCUCCGUCAGUCUCUUCAGUCCAGCUCCUGGUCUUCAGUCUUUCUCAGCUCUCUGUUGCCUCCUGGUGGAUCCAGUCUGACCAGGUCUCAGAUCAACUCAGCUCUGUCCUGGUCCUACAGGACUCGGACCUCUGACCCCCGGACUGGAGACAGCCUCAGGCGGCGCCCCCUGCUGGUCGUCGGGGUUCUGGAGCUUCCGUCUCUGACGUCCGAACACAAACAGACUCUGCAGCUCAGAGACGGGACGGCGGCCAUCGCCUGCGUCGUCACGGAAACCAGCCAGGAGGAGGAGGGGGGGAGGGGGGCUCCAUUCAACACAGCCUGGAUAGGUUGUCUGGUGUGUGUCCAUCAGUUCACCAUGGUAACAGAGAGGUUCAUCCAAUCAGAUUUCCCCUCCUACCAACACCUGGACCAGGAGGAGUUCAUCACACACACACACUGCAGAGUUUACCUGCAGUUCUCUCUGAACCACCUCCACAUCCUGAGUCCAUCUGUCGCCAUGGUAACACACCAGAGAGAGAGGGGGGCGGAGCCAGGCGGUGAUGAGGAGGAGGGGGGGGGUCAGGCUGCAGGGAGGAAGAGGAGGAGAGAACCAGGCCCCUCCCACUCUGUCUCACCUGUCACCGUGACGACGGGCCCUGCGGGCGGAGCCUCCCGGCCCUGCGUCUCCAUGGUGAUCAGAGUGGAGCAGAAAGAGGGCGUGGCCUGGAUGAACACAGGGGCGGAGCCUGAUAAGGGGGCGGGGCUGGUGCUGACCUUCUCCAUCAGAGCUGCUGUGAUUGGUCCAGUGGUCAGCUGGAGGCGGGACCCGAAGAACCGACCAAUGACAGAGAGAGAGAGAGAGGAAGAGAGAGAGGAGAAGGUGCUCCUGGUCUUCUCAGGUGCGUCUGCUCGGUGGUUUCCUCUGAUCCAGACUGGACGUUUCUACAGACUCAUUGCUGCCAACACUCAGGAUCCCAGCGUUCUGAUUGGCUGUGGCGUCUCUGGGCGGAGCGGCGUGGAGCUGCACGCUGACUCCACCCUACAGGUCCGCUCUGAUUGGAGGAUCCACACUCUGACACGCCCACUGCAGCUGCUGAGGGUCAUCUGUGGACAGGUAACACACACACACACACACUCACCUGGACUCAAAGGUCUCAGAGGUCAAAGGUCACCUCUCUCUCUGUGUCCUCAGGCUCUCUCGCCCUCAGUCCUCUCUGUCUCUGACGUCCUGGACUCCAGUUCAGAGCUGGUGUGUUUUCAGGCUCAGGUGUCUGACAGGAUCAGUCUGAACGACAGGACGACCGAACACACACACACAGGUGUGCGUCUGACCGUGUGUGACCAAAGUGGGAGGAGUCUCCAGGUGUACCUGGACCUAAGCCACACCCCCUACCCACCUGGCCUGUUGCCAGGUAACACCGUGCUGCUGUCAGGGGUUCAGAGGAGGCGGUCCAGGUCUGGAGGAGUGUACUGCAGGUAUUUACCUGUCAGCUCUGUGACGGUCGUCAGUCUGGGAGAGAACAGCUCUGCUCGGCCUCCUCCUGCUCCCAUGAUGCACCUGGGUGUGUGGGCUCUGAGCACAGAGCACAGGUGCACUGUGAGUCAGGUCAAAGGUCACGUGGUGUGUUUCUUGUUCCUGCAUCUGCAGUGGAUCUGCUCACAGUGUGGGAGUCUGUACACACAGUCCUGUUCCAGUUCUCUGUGUGGAUCCACCUCCUCGGUCUUUGAGUCCACAGCAAAACUGGUGAUCGAUGACGGGACAGGUGAGGCUCACGUCUGGUUCUCAGGUGUUCUGGUCCGUCCUCUGCUGGGAUUGGCUGAUUCUCAGUGGGAGGGGCUUCAGAGGGCCGUCAGGGUUAGAGGUCACAUCAGAGUCUACCCCCGAGGCCGCAGCCUGGUGUGUGACGUCGACUCUGACGACUUCCUCCUCCACUUCCUGUUGUGUGUGUGCAGCAGUGACGCUGUGUGUCGCUCGCUCUCUCUCACCUGCAGGAAACACACCAACCAGAGACCAGAGGAGAUGAGGAGGUUCAGCCGAGGAGACCGAGACUUCAUGACCUGGGUGACUCCUCCUCUGCAGCUCACCUGUCUGCACAUCACUGACACACCUGACAGCGUCAUGUGACCUGGACCUGGAUCAGGUGGGAGGUCACCUGCUGUGACUCCUCCCUCACAAGAAGUGGGUCAGAAAUGAAUAAAGUCACCUCCACCUGAGAGCUGAGACCAGGUGUGAACAGGUGAUUUUCAGGUGUGGGCGGAGCCUCUGUUUCAUGUUAAUGUUGAAAUGUUGAUCUAAGUUAUUAAAUCUUCAGUUCUUCCUCUAAA
Messenger RNA from Lates calcarifer (barramundi perch), 4206 nucleotides. Its product is annotated as CST complex subunit CTC1. Gene Ontology annotation, biological process: telomere maintenance via telomere lengthening; positive regulation of DNA replication. The record is from RefSeq and is a predicted model, not a curated record. Gene Ontology annotation, molecular function: single-stranded DNA binding; telomeric repeat DNA binding. NCBI's taxonomy places the organism in Eukaryota, Metazoa, Chordata, Actinopteri, Centropomidae. Gene Ontology annotation, cellular component: CST complex. Bases 188 to 4006 code for a protein of 1272 amino acids. The transcript has 23 exons.